Colletotrichum abscissum is the source of this 402-nucleotide messenger RNA. Its product is annotated as LSM domain-containing protein. Gene Ontology annotation, biological process: nuclear-transcribed mRNA catabolic process; P-body assembly; mRNA splicing, via spliceosome. The record is from RefSeq and is a predicted model, not a curated record. Lineage: Eukaryota; Fungi; Ascomycota; Sordariomycetes; Glomerellales; Glomerellaceae. Gene Ontology annotation, molecular function: U6 snRNA binding. Gene Ontology annotation, cellular component: spliceosomal tri-snRNP complex; P-body; U6 snRNP. The transcript has 4 exons. The coding region runs from base 1 to 402 and encodes 133 amino acids.
AUGUUACCCCUCGGUCUCUUGAACGCCGCCCAAGGGCACCCUAUGCUCGUCGAGCUGAAGAACGGCGAAACACUCAAUGGCCACCUGGUCAUGUGCGAUACCUGGAUGAACCUCACAUUGAAAGAGGUUGUUCAAACGAGUCCGGAAGGCGACAAGUUCGUCAAGAUACCCGAAGUCUACGUCAAAGGAAACAACAUCAAAUACCUACGAGUACCCGACGACAUCAUUGACGUUGUGAAGGAGAACCAACAGAACCAGCAAGGAGGAUUCCGCGGUGGCAGAGGUGGAUCGAGAGGAGACCAUGGCGGCCGCGGAGGUGACAGAGGUCGGGGCAGAGGCCAGGGCCGUGGAGGCAGAGGAAGAGGUAACCGUGGUGGUGGUGGCGGUGGUGGUGGGCAAUGA